AAAUGUCUUCCCUCUGCUAACUGCUUGCCCCUACCAGUUUGGGUCUCCCACCUGGAAAUUUGGGAUUGGUUUCCUGGGACCUGUUGCUCAAAUAUCCAGGUCCACCUGCAAAGUGCAUUUUUGUUUGUCCAUUUCUGGUCCCUUUGCUCAAUCACUUCCCGGUGUAUACGAGUGUGUGCAUUUCUGCGUAUUUGUGAGUGACUCACCUUCUGAAUUUGCGUCUCUGAAAAACACAGGAAGUUGGCCAAAAUGAACAAACGACUUGGGUUUCGUGUCACUUUUGUGCAGUUGCCUAACUUUUUUGUUUUUGCUCAGAAAAGGUGACAAAAGGCACAGCGGCUUCUGGGGCCUCUUGUCUAUGGAAAAUGUGCUUUGUACCUGCUCAGAAGUACUCUUUUGUCGUUUGUCUGUCUUGGGGAUAAACCAAGAAAGGCAGAGCCACCUGCUCGGUUUCAUUCACUCCUUCCUGCCCAAUCAAGCAAGAACGGGGGAAACGGAGGCAGCUGAUGAUUAGCAGUUAAGAACUGUUCCUUGAAAACCUCAGGAACCUCAGGCCUUGUCUGAAGAAACCUAGAAGAAGGAUUACUCUGGAGCCCAGCUUUUAUUGAUGGAACAACUCCAGUUGGGCCACCUAGCAUCUUCCUUGUUGAUCAAGAAGCCUGCCCUGAUGUGAUGGCCUAGCCCAUCACUCUGUCACCAAAUCCAAGUUGCAGAAAUGACAGUGUUUUUGGUGCUUGUAAGAUGCCCCUUCUGCUUUGCAAGUCAGGGUAAUUCUCAAACCUGAUGUUUAAAACAACUGACGAUGUGUAGAUGAAGUUCUUCUUAGCCUUGACCCAUUCCACACCAAGAGGGCCCGGGCUCUGGAAUUCUGCUCCCAUGGAAAAAUCAAGGUCCUUGUUCAGGAACGUAAUUGGCCACAAGAUGCUCUUUGUUGUCUUCCUACUUUUCCCCACAGAUAUUCUUGUAGAGGGACAAAAUACAACCAAGCUUGUUAUUACAUCAAAUGUAACCCCCCACGUAGAUGCAAUAGCCAGUUCAAAUGCAAGCGCCACAUCUUUCCCAGCAUCUUCUAAGAUGACUAAGGAGAUUUCUACGACAUCUGUGACAUCACACACUGAUGCCACAAUGCCUGGCACUCUCAGCCAACAACCAGCACUGUCCUUCAAAGCAUCACCUCCAGUCUCAAAACAAGAAGUACAUCCUCCCACUGUCACGAACACUGCUGUCCCAGUAGAUACUUCGUCUCCUAUGCCAAGUAAAGUUGCUGUCAUUACCAAAGAAAAAGACCGUCGUACGGAAACUACAGGGGAAAAAAAAACCAAACUGCAGAAGGAAAUUCCCUCUAAAACGACUGUCACGCCACACUUUGUUAGCGAGUCGGUAUCUUCUCCAACGAAGGAUGUGGGAACCAGAUCCCAAGGGGCCUUCUUGGAUCAAUCACCAAGUGCAAUUGCCUACCCAGAAACAACAAAGAGCACAGAAGCAAAAGAGGACAAAAAAGGGCCAAUCCCACCAGAUCAAGCUGUUCCAGAAUUAACUCAGAGUCCCGAGAGUGGCACCCACUAUACGUCUGGUCCUUUUACCACUUCAGUGGCACUUACCAGCACUAGUGCAACACAUGACAAUCCUAAAACCAGCUCCGGGCAGAAGAAACACCCUAUCAUCAUUUUGGCCAUUGUUUUCGGCAUCGUGCUGCUUGCAGGCCUCAUAGUUUUCCUGUACUUAAGGCGCCGCCGUCACUCUGGCUCCACCAGUUUCAAUUCCCCAGAAUGGGCCGGACAAGCAACGUUGCCAGACGACACGGGCCUGGAUAAGGACGUGGAGCAACAGGCGGGAUCUGGAGGGGAAGGGGAAACACGGCGUGGGACUCUUGUGACUUUCUUUGGGAAGCGUCAGUCUAGGGUACCUUCAAUAGCUAUGGAAGAUAUCAAUGGGAAAGGCGGCAAGGCGGAAAGAGAGCAGCUGCUGUCUGGAGAGGCUGAGGUGAUGGCAGUGAGGGGUUGUGCCUGAAGAAUAACGAGCAUUGAACAGGCUUUGAGUCUGCAUUGGAGAAGAAAGUCUUGAUCAUCAUCGCUGGAAAGAAAGUAGAUUAACAAAAAUUCUGCUUGCUAUUUUUUUUUUUAUGAUGCUGCAAAUUGCUUGGCUGAUUCAUGAUCAGAAAUGAAUGGCUUUUAUACAUACAUUUUAGGAAUAUCCUAACUGGAUUGUUUUUAUUAACUCAUAUUCUAUUAAAUCAGUUUUUUUCAUUGUAUCCGCUCUCUGGGAAUAUCUCCAAAGAAAAGGCUUUAUAUUGGCAUCCCAAAAGAGCUGAUAUAGGUAGCAGUAAGACAUGUGUAGGUUUAACUGCUUUUAUUUAAUUCAGAGACCUUUCCAAUUAUUCUACUGUGCUUUGUCCUUCAAAUGUACUAAGUUUAAAACAGUCAGAGGAGAGGAAAGUCAUUUUAGAAAACUUCCUUUCUUAAAAGCCUUUGGAUAAAGGCAAAAUGGAAAUAUCUAGUAGACACAAUGUACAAAAUGUAUAAAUACAAGAGUUUAAAUUUUGAAUCAUAUGAACAUAUAUUAAGUAGGAAAUAGCAUUAUGCUUUGCCUGUCCUUGCUAAUAUAUCAAAGGUUUGUUUCUGUGGGUUCCUGUGGAUUUCAGAGAAUUUAGCAGGUUAAACUAAUUCAUCUUAUUACAUAACUUUUACUUAAUUUUUCCUAGGGUAAUAACAUUUAAUCCUGAAUAAUUUUACUCUUGAUGCUGAAUAAUUUCAGAGGAACUAUUAACAAAGAAUAGUCAAAGCUAUGGUUUUCCCAAUUGCAAUGUAUGGCUGUGAAAGUUGGACCAUAAGAAAGGCUGAGCGCCUU
Thamnophis sirtalis is the source of this 2847-nucleotide messenger RNA. Lineage: Eukaryota; Metazoa; Chordata; Lepidosauria; Squamata; Natricidae. The record is from RefSeq and is a predicted model, not a curated record.